This is a messenger RNA of Scleropages formosus (Asian bonytongue), 2019 nucleotides long. RefSeq names its product solute carrier family 2 member 11, like (gene slc2a11l). Gene Ontology annotation, cellular component: plasma membrane. Bases 1 to 1386 code for a protein of 461 amino acids. The record is from RefSeq and is a predicted model, not a curated record. The transcript has 11 exons. NCBI's taxonomy places the organism in Eukaryota, Metazoa, Chordata, Actinopteri, Osteoglossiformes, Osteoglossidae. Gene Ontology annotation, biological process: dehydroascorbic acid transport. Gene Ontology annotation, molecular function: D-glucose transmembrane transporter activity.
AUGAUAUUCAUUAAGGACUUGGUGAAUAAGACCUGCCAGGAGCGCUAUGGCCUCUUCUUGGAGCCUCAGUCUUUAACCUUGAUCUGGUCUUUCAUUGUUUCCGUCUUCUGUCUGGGUGGAGUCAUUGGGGCCUUCUUCUCUGGAAGACUUAUUGUCACUUAUGGAAGAAAAAAAACCCUGCUAUUGAACAAUUUUGUGGCAAUAGCUGGAUCCAUCUUCAUGCUGGUCAGUAAAACAGCCACAUCUUUUGAGAUGAUUAUAGUUGGACGACUCCUUUAUGGGAUAAAUGCAGGCAUUGGUUUCACUUCUCAUGCACUGUAUGUGAUGGAGUGUUCCCCCAAGAGGCUGCGUGGCUUGAUGGGCGCAUCAGUUUCCUUCUUCAUUGCGUUUGGGAGGUUCUUCGCACAGCUCCUGGGGUUCAGGGAGUUCUUAGGCACAGAGGAGUGCUGGCCAUGGCUGGUGGGCUUCAGUGGUCUGAUAGGGACCCUCCAGCUGGUCACUCUUCCCUUAAUGCCAGAGUCUCCUCAAUACCUACUGCUUGACCUGGGGGACCACAAGGGCUGUGAGAAAGCCAUGCAACAGCUGUGGGGAAAACACAGCUAUGCCCUAGAGUUAGAGGAGCUGCUGCUGCAAAAGGCAAGAAUUCAGAAGGUGCGACCUACGAGCCCGAUGGAGCUGGUCCGAGACCGAACUGUUCGCUGGCAGCUGCUAGCUAUCAUCGUCUUAUACUUCUCUCUCCAGAUGAGCGGGAUCAAUGUGGUCUACCUCUAUAGCUUUGACGUGUUCAGGACAGCGGGGCUACAACCUUCUCAGAUGCGUUACGCCACUCUGGGAACGAGCAUUUGUGAAGUCAUGACCUCAAUGACCUGUGCCAUGGUUAUUGAGAGUGCUGGGAGGCGACCUCUGCUCAUUGGAGGUUAUUUAGCCAUGGGUACAGUUUUGGGCCUCCUCACCAUUAGCCUCCUCCUGCAGAAUUUUGCCUUUUGGAUGCCGUACUGCAGCAUGGUUCUCAUCUUUAUGUACAUAUUCAUCUUUGGCUGUGGACCAGGUGGUGUAACUGCAUCCCUACCUGGAGAGAUUUUUACCCAAGAGUAUAAAGCAUCAGCCUUCACUGUUGGCUGCUGCCUCAGCUGGUUUGGUCUCUUCAUCAUUGGGAUGAUCUUCCCUCUUAUUGCGGAGAAUCUGGGAGAGUAUUGUUUCAUCAUCUUCAUAGUCUUCUGCAUCAUCGCUGUGUGUUUUGUCUGGUUCCACAUUCCGGAGACCAAGAACAGAUCAACUUUGGAAAUUAUGGAUGACUUUCAGAGAAUGCACAAAAUAGCUGGGACCAAACAGGCAGCACAACUGGCAGUGGAUGAAUUUUGGACUCUCAAAACAACUAAACUCUGAAGUGUACUUUUUUCUCCUCUUCUGAUGUAUGGCUAUACAUUUAAGAAAAAAGUACCUGCUGGGAUCUCUUUAUUUUCCCCAAAAAAAAAUCAUCUACAGGAAUACAAUUCUCAUCUUAUUUCCUAUGCCCAGUGUUUAAAAAAAUGUUAUAAUCGUCAAUGCCAGUGACUGCAGUGAUAAAAGUAUGCCCUCUCACAGAUGAGACACCAAGUUCAGCUGUGAGCUCCAGAACACGUUUUGAAAGUUUCUGGAUUUAAAACAAGAAGUAUAUCAGAUAAAUAACUAUUGAAUUUCCUCUACAUUAAUGGAUAAAAGAUGAUCGGUGCUGAAAGUAGGCAAGUUGUGUCUUUUUCAUUAUAGUCACAGCAAGAACAGUAGGAUAAUCAUAAUCAGCAGUGGGUCUUCACCCCUGAAACACAGGCUGCAGUGGACACGCACUCACGGGGGUGGAUGUUUAUGUGUCACUAUCUACAAUUCCAGCUGUUUGCAGGGGGUGAUUGUCCUUCCUCACAACCCCCCAUCUCCCCAUGCAAAAAGCACACACACUGCAGGAUAAUGACAUCUUAGAUGAUCCAUGCUUGGAGAGCCAUUUGGUCAAUCUAGAGCUGAGCUUUAUUGUAACAUAUAUAGAUA